This is a messenger RNA of Linum tenue, 1277 nucleotides long. The record is from the annotation of a GenBank genome assembly. NCBI's taxonomy places the organism in Eukaryota, Viridiplantae, Streptophyta, Magnoliopsida, Malpighiales, Linaceae.
CGUCAAUUUCCUGUGAAUAUAUAACUGAUAAAGUGUCUCUUUAUUUUCAUAUAAUAGGGAUGGCACGCUUACCUACCUUGUCUCCAACACGUAGGCUUCAUGUGGUAGCAGCAAUUAGCUCUUUCUUAAACUUGAUUAUGAUUUACGUAAAUUUAGGUAUGGGAUUAGCCGAGCUCAUAGAAAAACGAAAAUCUAACCCAAGACUUGGUAGGCAGCCCAUGGACACCGACUUAGUUAGACAUUAUGACAGGCAAAGACACCUUGAACUGGCAAUCCGUAGGAGUGACACAUAUGCGUAUGAUAGGGUUAGGAUGAACCGAACCCUAUUCAACUCUUUCUGUCACCUUCUUAUUACUGAAGGAGGAUUGAAAAGAACUAGGAAUGUUGACAUAGAUGAGAUGGUUUACACCUUUCUUCGCACUAUUUCUCACAACGAGAAGAACAGAACUUUAAUACUGAAUUUGCGACGAUCGGGAGAGACCAUUUCUCGCUCUAUACAUCGGGUGCUAAGGGCUGUCAUUCGCCUAAAUGAUAUGUUAAUGAAGAAGCCUGUCCCGAUUCCUGAAAACUCUACCGAUAGUAGAUGGAAAUAUUUCAAGAGUUGUUUAGGAGCCCUAGAUGGUACUCAUGUACGUGUUCGUCCAUUGAAAGAGGACCGAUCUAGAUAUCGAGACAGAGAAGGGAAACUUUCUAUGAAUGUGUUGGGGGUGUGCACUCCAAAUUUGGAGUUCAUCUACUGUCUUUCCGGGUGGGAAGGUUCUGCCCAUGAUGGAAGGGUCUUACGAGAUGCCUUGACAAGGCAAAAUUGUUUUACUGUCCCACAAGGCUGUUACUAUCUUUGUGAUGCUGGUUAUGCAAAUAGUCCUGGAUUUUUGACCCCAUAUCGUGGUCAAAGGUACCACCUCAAAGAAUGGGGUGUUAAUCCACCUGAAACUGCCGAAGAGUUCUAUAAUAUGAAGCAUUCAUCAGCUAGGAAUGUCAUAGAACGCAUUUUUGGGAUUUUAAAAAUGCGAUGGGCUAUUCUAAGAGACUCAUCAUGGUUCGCUCCUCGUGAGGUUGCUCGAAUUGUGGUUGCAUGUUGCAUUAUACACAACUUCAUCAAGAGGGAACAAGGAGCCGAUCAAUUUGAGAGAACAUAUCAAGAUGAAGAACCGGAACAUCAUCCUUCAACUGAGGUUGAGACAAUUGAUACUUGCAGCAUGCAUCCUUGUCCGGAAUGGACACAAUAUAGGAACCAAAUAGCAAUUUCCAUGUGGGAAAAUAGGCCUAAUAGAUGA